AUGGGGGCUGCAAAGGAUCAGCAUCUUCCAAAAGUCUCAGUUCCUGCUGAUGUCUUUGCCAAAAAUUCCUUCUGGAAAGGCUCUUACGAAUACAUGGGCAAAAAGCAGCCAGCCAUGCUUUCUGUCACCAGCUUUGAUCCUGUCACCAGUAAAGUCAAUGCCACUCUGAUCGACCACAGUGGCGUGGAGCUGCAAGUUUCUGGUAUUUACAAAAGAGAAGAUGUCCAUCUCCUCCUUCAGGUACACCAAAUUACAGGGCCACUGGACAUCUUCACGAACAAAUUCAAGAAUGAUAAGUGGGCAUUGGAUGGACACGUCACCCCAGAAGCUUCAAGUGGAACAUUUGUCUACCAAGGAUUUGUCCAUGGCAAAGGUUUUGGACAAUUUGGCCUCCAAAGACUAGAUAACAGCAUCAUUGAACGGGAUUCUGAAUCAAUAGGACAUCCAUUUGCAUCCAACAGCAGCUCGGUUGCAGCUGCGAUCCUCGUGCCUUUCAUUGCCCUGAUGAUUGCAGGGUUUGUGCUCUAUCUCUACAAGCACAGAAGGAGACCGAAGGUGCCGUUCAAUGGCUACGCCGGCCAUGAAAACACCAAUGUCCGAGGAACAUUUGAAAACCCAAUGUAUGACCGCAAUUUGCAGCCCACAGACAUCAUGGCCAAUGAGGCAGAGUUCACCGUCAGCACUGUGUGUACUGCAGUAUAG
Thamnophis elegans (Western terrestrial garter snake) is the source of this 702-nucleotide messenger RNA. Its product is annotated as CUB and sushi domain-containing protein 2-like. Lineage: Eukaryota; Metazoa; Chordata; Lepidosauria; Squamata; Natricidae. The record is from RefSeq and is a predicted model, not a curated record. The transcript is spliced from 6 exons. The coding region runs from base 1 to 702 and encodes 233 amino acids.